This is a messenger RNA of Porites evermanni, 11812 nucleotides long. The record is from the annotation of a GenBank genome assembly. NCBI's taxonomy places the organism in Eukaryota, Metazoa, Cnidaria, Anthozoa, Scleractinia, Poritidae.
AUGGCGGCGGUAUUCAAACCAAUGGUUCGAUGGGCUCAAAGCAAAGAAAGACUGUUUUUAACGCUAGAGCUUACAGAUGUUCAGGUUUGCUGCAUGGAGAAAUAAAACGUUGUAUUUUUGUUCUGAUUGUGACCUUUUGGUUUGUUUUUUAUGUUAUUUAAUAGUACCCUGCUGUUGAGUUGACAAGUACUCGUCUGGUGUUUCAAGGUAUUCUCAUAACAAUUACGUUACUUGGACUUUUUUUAUUUACGUUAUUCUGUUUUAUCACUUAAGCGACAUGAUUUUUCCUAAAUCUGAAUUUAACUGUAUAUUAAAAAGUAGACUAGUCUAUAACUAUAACCAAAUAACGACCGGUUGCAUUUAAUUUCAGUCCAAUUCAUUUUGUUGUCAUAAUUUUUUGCAGGUUUUGGACACGGUGCAAGAGGAGAGCAACAGUACCAUGUAGACAUCAAUUUUUACAAACCUGUCGAUAUCACGGUAUACCUUAUUUCACUGAGUACAAUGUUUUGUUAAUUUAAACAAUAAAAUGAACAACUGACACUUUUUAAGACUGACACCUUUUCAGUGGAAACUUGUUAAAUAAUAUUGGUCUCCACCUGGAUUUCCAUCUAGUUCCUUAAUUACCAUAAAUGUUUAAAUAAAUGCCCAUAUUUCCAUAAUAACUGCCCAAUAUCAAAUCGACAUCCCUCGAAAUUUCAAUUUGGUUUUAAAAAAAUAAGGGAUAUAGAUUGGUUCCUUGAAAAACGUGGGUCUAGGAAAAUUUUUGCCAGAUCUCUAAAUCUUGGAAGUGCUUGUGAUAGGUCUCAAAGUCUUGUUUUUGGGUGAUUCUGCAUCUUGGAGUCUCGAGUUCUUUGAAAUCUCAGUCCUGAAUUUUGAAAAGGCAUCGUGCAGUCUUGCAAAGUCUCAAAUUUACUAUUCUAUACCUCUAAAAUUCUUAUGUCUAAUAUUUGUAUUGCCCCCUUAGCCUGUUCCAGAUGUUCAGAUAGUUGGGAGCAGUGCAAAGUAAAACAAGCAAGGAAAAAUAGAGGGGGGACUAAAACUUCAGCACAGCUGACCAUUGAUUCAGAGAUUGUUUAGGUUAAUAAAAACAUCUCUUGACUGAUGACCAUCUGGACAUUGACUCUGACACUAAAGACUAUGCUCAGCUAUUACACUCAGACAUGUAAUUCCUGUUUUGAAUUUUCUUCAAGAUUAUUACCAGAACUAUGUAUCUUACAGAACCUUGUAAAACCUGGAAAAGGGGCUAACAGUAAGAAACUAAGAGGGAAUAGCAGCCAUAAAACGAAUUGAAAAGAAAAGGAAAAAUUAUGUGGCUUUGCAGGAUCUCUAACCCAGAAUUGAAAGCAUAAGUUUUACCAUUUGGCAGAAAAAAGCCAUUUACCUAAUCAAUGAGAACAAAAGUAUCCUAUUUGAGAAAACUGACUUCAUGUCAACCCACUGUUUGAAAAACAAACAUAUAUUUUCUUACAUGGGUGGAAUUCAAAAUAUAUGGCAAAAAAAAGUUACAAAGUGACUAGUGGAAACAUAAAACCUGGCAUACCUCAGGGAAAGGGCCAAAUAAGUUUAUUGGCAUGGUCUUGUUUGUUGUUUGGUUUGUUGUUAGGGAACUGGCAGACACCAACCUUAUAUAUUAUAAGUAACCCAAGCUUCCACUGCCCUAGGCAAUCCAUGUAUGACACGAAUUCUGUCAAAUUUAUAAGCCUCUCUAAACUCAAGCUUUCAACCCUGACCUUGCAAGGAACCAAAAUGUAGUAGUUGUAAGUGAAUGUUGUAAAAGUUAAAUGAAUGCCUCUCUUUUGAAUCACACCUACCAGUAUUAUCUAAUAAGCACCCAUGGUAUAAACUUUACACACAUUUUGAGCAGCCGUGAAUUGACGUCUCUCCAUUUCACAUUUGCCUCCUUACACUGCCACAUUUCUCUUUCCCCUCCCUUCCUUACCCUGUCCUUUUGCAAUUCCAACUCACUCAAGCAUGGCCCCAUAUCUCCAUUUUUUAUUAAGGUAGUGUGAAUUCAAAGAGACUAUUCAGUGUUGCAAAUAGUAUGCUGUUAGUUGUCUGCUGGUGAUAGUAAGAGAUGUAUAAAUAUCAUGAAUAAAAAAUAUAUAAUAUUAUUCCUUAGUCUAAUAGACGAGAAAUAAUUCGUCUGCCUAAAAUAAAAUCCACUUUUGGCCAGUCUACUCUUAAUUCACAGGAGCAAAGGAUUGGAACAAUUGAGUUACCCAAUGAAUUAUGGGCUGAUGGCCUAAAUUACAUAGGAUCUUUCAAAGCAAAGGCAUUUGCGUAUUUGCCAGAACUAGUCAAAACAUAGCAAAAAAUGUAGAUUUUAGAUAAAUUUGUUAUUUUAACAUCUUUAAUUUUAUAUAUUGUAAAUAUUAGUCUUUCCACUUUUUUACCAUGUACUAUUCUUUUUAAUCUUGAAAUAUUUUAUUGCUGCACAUAGGUUUAUACCAGCUACAUUUUCAUACUCAGCUGAUCUAUUUUUUUGCAAUAUACAUAAAGUAUCUAAUUAAUUCAAUUUAGUAAUAAACUGGAAGAAUUUACCCAAUUUUAGAACUUAUGGAAUAGUCUCUAUCAUUUCCUGACUUGUAUUAAUAUUCAUUUAUGAUAAUAUACUGUGCUAGGCAAGUAACCACAAAGUCCUGGACCGUUAUGUAGAGUUUUCCAUUGCAAAGCAGGCAGGCCAGCAUGGUAAGCAGCUUAUAAACUAACAGUUCACAUUUUCAGAAGUUAGGAAUUCCCUUUUGGGAGACCUUUCUUUCUUUUCUUUUUUCUUACAGAAUAGAAGAUUGCUAGUUAUUGCUAUCCUCAUGUAUAAGGUUAAACACAAUUAACUAUGUCUCAUGAAAAUAUCCAAGCUCUUUUAUAUGCAUUGUACACCUUAAAACCUGAGAGUAGCAGAGUUCGCCAUCCCCAUAUUUAAGACCAAGAAAUAUGGAAAACACCUGCUCACUUUUUUGGGACUAUAAGUUGUGGAAUAGACUAGCUACUGGCAUGGGCAAAAUUAGGACCCUAAUAACAUCAUUGAAGGGUUCUAAACAUCGUAUUUGGAAAUGUGAUUUAAGUGCGAUGGUAGAAGAUGAUAAAUUGCACAAACUGCAUUCAUUGUAACUCAUAACAGAAUGAAAUUUUCCAGACUGGCUUUCUAUUUUAGUUAGUUUUUUAGGUCUUUUAACUAGGCUUUUAGUACCGAAUCGUUAGUAGGCUUUUUGAUCAUUUAUUAGUUAAUAGGUUUUCUUAUUAUCAAGCGUCCCCAAUUAGUAGAGCUAGCUACUGUAGGCUAGCUACACUGACAUGUUAAUAAAGUUUUUGAUUGAUUGAUUUUUGUGCUUUUUAUAAAGAGUUUUGGCCUCGGUUAAUUGUGGAUGAGCAGAAACCAGCAUGGUUAAAAGUGAACUUUGAUCGAUGGCAAAGUGAAGAUGCUUCAGAAAGUGAAAAGGAGGAAGAAGAACAGAAAGCCAAACUAGAGGUAAGGAAAUUCCAUGUAAUUGUCCAUAAAUCUCAAUUUCUUGUUUGUAACUUAGUUCUUUAAAUUGUUUUACUGAAUUCUCCCAGUCGAAUCAUGUCGGCCUCACUAAUGAGUUGAUUUGUAGAGUUUAAGAUUAAUUUUGAUCUCUUGAUCAUAAAGCUCAUAAAACUAAAUGAGCAACAAAAAGAAAAGCUUGACGGUACUCACAAGUUUCAUUCUCUUUCAGGAUUUACUGGCUCAAAGUAAAGCAAUGGAAGCAGAUCUGGAUAAUGAGAUUGAGAAAACAAAACAAGAAGGUGCAUGUACAUUUUAUAUACACUUGCAAAGUUAUUACACAAAAAAACUUAAGUCUUGAAUACAGGUAUUAAUUCACUUACACUACGUCAUGUCAAUCUCUCAGCUCAUAUCGUCAGGAGCUAUAGGGCAAAGUAUUAAAACGCUUGUUUUAAAAUAUUUCGUUUACUGAUAAGAUUGCUAUCUUAGUUUUCAGAUUCAUUCGAACAUUCUACCUUGUUUUGUACAACCUGUUGCAAGCAGGAUUGUAUAUUUACAUCACCUCAGUUCUUUUAUCAAGAUUAGUGUUUCUUGGAACAGGUACUGGAAAAAGAAUUACUGAAUGAUUUACGUACUGUUUACUAUUUGUAGUGACCACUAUCACUGUAAAGACUGAAGCAAGUUAAGUUAGAAUAUUUUUGCAAAGUAAAAUAAAUUGUUAUGUUUAUAUGGUCAAACCUCUACUAGUCUAGUGGCCAUCUCUCUACAGCCAGUUUGUUCUCCAGAAAAUGUAGAGUAAAGGGAGAAAAAAUUAAACUGUGUGGCAAUAGUUCAAAGUAGUGGAAAGCCUUUCAUGCAACUUACCCACACCUAGAGUCUGGGGUUAUGUAUGGCCAUGGGGGUUGCACCAUCAUAUUUCAUUUUUGUUUUUAUUGAAAAAAGUGUUAAGAAACAAUUACCACCAAUUUAUUAGCCUUUUAAAAAAGAAAUAUUUUGUGUGAGUAGUCGAUGUUUCUCAGUGUGGUGACUAUACAGCAAUUUUUGCCAACUGCCGGAGCUUCUGGGUGCUCAGACAUAAAUUCAUGCUUGUUUUUGAUGAUAAUUACACAAAACAAAACAAAAUGUUUACAUAUAAAAUGCUUACCUAUAAAAUUUCAUUUAAUUGUUUACUACUUGUUGUCUUGACUUGAUCUCUGAUUGAUUCAUCACUGAUUUCUACUGCUGUCUGCUUUGAUCAUUUUAACAGCUGCUUUUCCAUUUCUUUUUUUUUCUUUUAAAUUUAUUAUUAGGUGCCUUCCCAGUAGCUUAUGAUGCAGUUAGUGAUGUAUUAGCCUCAUGUCAGCUGGCUGCAUUCUUGGAAGUUGUUCAUCCUUUAAUAGGCAUUGUAAAAACAGGAGUAAUGGCUCCAUUUAUGCAGGUAUGUAUCGUGACAAUCAAAAGUUAGUUAUUAAACUCAUGUCUAAUCUGUACUUGAUCCAUAUGGCAUGGUAAGUAAAGUAAUAAUUAUAAAGAACUUUAGUAUUGACUGUAUUAUUUUAAUCAUGUAUAGAACACAUCCCAACCUUGUAAUUGGCAAGCAAAGGUCAAACAUCAUUGACAGUUAUUUGCUGUAAGCCAACUAAUUUCCUCACAGUCAUAUUCAAGCCAUUAAGUUUCAAUAAAACAAUAUUUUUAAAGGAGGCAGAGAAUAGUCCACUGGCUGACCAUAUACCAAGUGAAUAGUCAGUCUUGAGUUAUGUCACAAAUAAUACAACAAUGAUCCCUAGCCCUUACACAGUAACAUAAUAAACUUCACACAAUAGAAUGAAACAAUAGUGCAAAUAUAUUAUAUUGACGUACGUCAGGUAUAUCACACAUCACCCAGCUAGUCCAACCUCUCACCCUGAGACUAUAAGUUAUGACAGAAAGAUUUAAAGCCAUUUUUUAUGGCCCUAACAAACCUUUCUCUCUAAUUUAGAGCACUAUCAAAUAAGCAAGCCAAAUGUAUGAAUACAGUAGCAUCAUUUAUGAACCACAGUACUUUAUUUUGAGAGCUUUCAAUAAUUCACUGCUUACCACACUGUAUAGCAGGCUGGUUUUUUGUGUUUUUUUUUUCUUUUGCAUUUGUAAAACAAGAGAUACAGCUGAGUGAAAACUGAGGUCACAUGAGAAAACAAUGGGGGAUGCCUGAGUGGGGGCAAGGUAAAAAAUUCUUUCUGUUUUUUUGUUUCCCUCACCUCUUCCCCCAUUGUUUUCACACUUGACCUUGGUUCAGCCUUUGCAAGACUGUAUCUCUUACUUUACAAAACACAACCUAAAAACACCCCAAAAAGACCACCUGAUCUUUGCUAUAUAUCAGUGUUGAAGUAUUCAUUAUUACAUAAGGUUUAAUAUUGCAUUUGUCUUUGAUCUUUGUUCAUUGGUAGUAGGGAGGUGGUAGUAGGGAGUUUGAAAUCAUGUGAUCAGGUAAAACUUUAGAAUUAUUGUUUUAUUUUAUCACAGCUAUUUCAACUAUUUGUUUAGUUACCCGUUUUAUUAUAUAAACACCAAUGAAAUACCAGGUGAGCUUUCGCGCGAAAAAUUGAUAUCUUCACAUGUGAAAAUAACAUGUUAUCUUCACAUGUGAAAAUAUCACCUUUGCUAUGGCUUCAUAAUAAAUUGCGCCUUUCACACCAAAAAACUAUUAAAGUGAAAUGGUUUGGUAGUUCAUUGGUGUUUAUAUAAUAAAUAGAACAUUACAUGGCCGCUUGGAGAUACGAAAUUUCUCUUCGAGUGUUGAAAAAAUAUUUCACUCGUUCGCUGCGCUCACUCAUGAAAUAUUUUUCAACACUCGAAGAGAAAUUUCGUAUGUCCGCGCGGCCAUGUAAUAUUCUCUAUUUAUCAUCAUAAUUGGUCAUUUAUUUUUCCUUAUACAUUUGUUUAUCUAUUUAUUUUGUUAGUUUAAAAAAAUCAACUUAUGUUACUUAAGGUGUCAUCAACCAAAAAUUUUUAACAAAACAUAACUUUGUUAAGAAAAAAUCCACCAGGAAAUUGAGUAAUUUUAAUUUUCAGUGCACAAAAACCUUGUACCAGAAUAAUUUAAAGAAUAUUGCAUUCUUUUUUUAUAUUUUUCAAGGGCUUAACAUGUAAUAAAUCAUCUGCAGUAACACCAAAGAAAAUUUCUCAUGGAAGCCCAAGAAAAUGAAUGUCAAAUUUCACAAGAAUUGUGAUUACAGAGUUAAAAUUCUGAAAAUUUCAUGUGUAAGAUGUAAUAUUUCUGUGAAAUUUGACAUUCACUUUCUCGGGCUUCGAUGAGAAAUUUGUUUUGGUGUCACUACAGAUGAUUUAUUACAUCUUUAGCCCUUGAAAAAUGUAAAAAAGAAUAAAAUAUGCUUUAAAAAUUAUUCUGGUACAAGAUUUUUGUCCACUGAAAAUCAAAAUUACUCACUGUCCUUGUGGAUUCCGUCUUAAAUUCUUGCUAGUGUAAAUUAUUGCAUGCAAUUUUAAUUUGCAGGUAUUUGGUAGAAACUUGGUUCUUUUUUUGGUUGUUGUACCAAAUGAGGAGCUUCACAAGCAGGCUACAGUAUUUGGUCUGUUCUUUGUGUGGUCUCUUAUUGAAGUCAUCAGGUACCCAAAAUGCAGGCAACAAUAUGGCAUUUAAUUAAUAAUAUUUGGACAUUUAAUGCAACUUGGACUACUGCAAGCACAAUUUGAUAUUUUCAGUAUGUAUGUUGUUACAAUCAUUAUAUUAUUUUUUUGUGACAACAUUUUUAUCACAUAGUGAGGGUGUUUCAUGUUGUUGCAGAAACCAUUGCUCUUUUUCUUUUGUGUUGUGCUGUGGGUACUGUUCAGUGCAUAUUAUAUGCCCGCAAGAACAGGAAACCACUGGCCUACAGUACAUGCUACAAUGUAGUUUGUUUUUACGGGCGGCAAAGAGUUCAAAAAAAAGCUCUAAAAGGUGCUCUUAAGUUCUUUCAUUGGAUUUUACUUUGAGCAACUCAUCUUUAGAGAUGACCAUGUUGUCCGUAGUUCCCAGUUCGACUGUAUACAUCCACUUAGUGUAGGUGUUAAGGGGUAACAGGCUGAGUGAUCUUUAUUGUUGUGAACAUUAAUUUGAAAACCACAAGUUUCUUGUGUCUUCACUCUAAUUACUGUAUAUUUUGGUGAUUUAUUAUCUUGACUACUUUGUGGUGGGCAGACUUGUAGAUUUGAUACAAAAGACACAAUAGCAGACCUGCCAACUCUCAUGAUUCUGCCGUGCACCUCAUGAUUUUUUGUCUUUGUUCAGGGCCUUACGACAAGUUUAGGAAAGAUUAAAUUUAGAGCUUUUCUGAAACGUGUUGGUCCAUGAAUUCUAUCGCUUGAAAGCAUUGAUUACCUUGCAACAAGUGAACACUACUGACUAGUUUAAAAAAAAAAUCUUAUUUAGCAAAACUGCGAUGGUCGGGUGUUGUAAACUUUCAUUGUAUGCAAAAUUAUGAUCUUGUGAUGAGCAUGCAGUUUAUUUUUGGGAAUGAUCGAAAUGACGUGCCAUGUAAAUCACUUUUUUGAUCUCUGGCAUUGAUGUAAUUUCUCUGGAAUCGAAGCCCUUGAAUUUUCGUGUAUUUAUACAUGCGUAUAGCCAGCGACCGCAGACGUAUUUUCAGUCGUCGCUAACAUGCGUACUAAAUCAAUUCAGAAACAAGUAAAAAGUAUCAACGUUGAUAAAGUAGGAAGUAAAAAACUUUUAGCGAGUAAAUCCUGUUUCGUGUAGAUUAUUAAUUGCCUCCUCAUUUCUCGAUCUAAUAUCCAAGCAAGAGAGGCUGAAUGCCGCUGUAAGCGCAUUCUUGUGCAAUGUUGAUCAGGAUUCGAAUUAAAAUAGAAACUCAAUACUUUUUGUAGAAUGCCCAGAUUUUUUUUUUUUCAUGAGUCUCCAGAUUUUCCUUUAUCAGGGGUUCGCGGGUCUGCAGUAGGUUUCCUCAAGACCCAUUUCUCUAAGUUUUAGUACUGGAGAAUACACUAUGUAAUAAGCUUUAUGGGUAGACUUGAGCAUUUGAAAUUUGAAAGUCAUUCCAAUCCCUUAGAGAAACUUAUGAAAAAUUGUAUAAUUCAGUAAUGUUUUUGGACAACGAUCGUAAAGAAUGCGGUUGUCAGAAACACAAAUGUGUUUGUCUAUAAAAUAAUGUUUGCCUCAAACUGUUUUAGUUUUCAUCAGAAAUACAGCCUGCUACUUUUGGCAUGUUUUCAUUAAUAUUGAUAAAUUUAUGGUACAGAUCAAUCGUGCUGUGAAGGGGUGAAAAAUUCCAAUAAAAGGCAGUUUGUGUCAGGCUUUUUUUCCUUUCCUUCCUUCCCUUUUUUCUUUUCUUCCCUUUCUUCUUAGAAAAGCCUCAUGCUUAGGCUGAUAAAUUACUGGUAUAAUUUAUUAGUUUCUCAUUCCUCAAUUCUAUACUAUGUUAUUUUUGUUGCUUUGCUAUACACUCAGGAAAGUCACUGCUUUUAGAAUUUUACUUGCUUGUAGCUUUGAUAUUGCACAAUGAUAACUUUUGCAUGUUGAUGUAGGUACCUUGAGAGGGCAACUUACAUGAACCUGAAUUAUAUUAUUACAUAAAGAUUUUCCUCAGAAGAAUGUGUUUGCGUGUUGUUUCACAGGUACCCAUUUUAUACCUCUCAAGUCCUUGGCAUCAAAAUAGAACCACUGAUCUGGCUUCGAUAUACAAUGUGGAUUCCUUUGUAUCCACUGGGCAUUUUAUUUGAAGGUAAGGCUUAUUAACACUUCAUAUGAGAUUAAACAUUGUCUUAAAAUGAGCUUGGAUGUUGCCAUGCAAUCUUACUGUUAAUUGUCUACCAGUUGUCCACUGUCACCUCCUUCAAUAGCAAUAGAAGAUGUGGUUCGCAUUCCAUGAUUUUCAUGGGAAAGAACUAAACAUUUUGAUUGGACAUUAUUUGACCACUAGGCAUUGCACACAGAUAACUCAGAUUAGCAGAUUUUGAAGACGGGUCAGAUGUGGAGCUGAGUGGCUAAAACAGUAGAAUCAUUUUUAGCUUGCAUGCAGGCGUUUCAUUCCUUCCUCCCCCAUAUACCUUUCACUCAUGUACUGCUUGCGCACCUAAUUAUUUUCCUCUAGAGGAAAAUAAUUAGGUGCGCUUUCCCUUGCCCUUCACUUAGCCUGCAUAGCAGGCGUUUCCAGUCGAGUUACAGCGCGAAAAUUAGAGCGGGAGCAAAAAAAAAAUGGAGGGUUCCUUCGCUCCCUUCCCCCUCCCCCCUCAUUUCUUUUUUUUGCUCUCGUCUCAACUUUCUCGACGAACCCGCCGGAAACGCUUGAUAUGCAGGCUACCCUUCAGUACACCAGUUUUGCAUGUUAUUUUGAAAUUCGCCUUCUGCACAUGCAUGCUUGAACUUCACUGAGGCCAUAAAGUAAUAUAAGAAAAGCCAGGGAAGUGCUAAACAUCAAAACAACAUUUUGGCUAAUUGAGGGUUUAUUUGGCCUGAUAGUGAUCCAGAAAUGGCUCCUCUAGACUCGAAUGGGGAUGGCAUAAUUUCCAGGGGAUAAGGGUUGCUGUUUGGCUCAAAAAGUGUGGUUGUGUAUUACAACCGGGCUGGUGGUAAGGUGUGGUUGUACUAUUAAAUAUCACCAUUGGCAUUACUAAGAUCCAACUGAAUUUCUUUUACAACUGAACAGGUACUCUGAUAUGGCAGGCAAUUCCUUUGCUGGAUAAAUCUGAGAGGUUUUCUGUCAACCUGCCCAAUGUGCUUAACUUUGGUUUCAGUUUUUCAUGGUUCCUCAUGGUGUACCUUGUGUUUCUAGUUGCAGGUUAGUUGCAUGAGCACAAUCAUUCUUUGUCAGAGACAGAAUUUAUCAAUUUCUGGUUAAACAUUCUUUCACCAAGAUGACUAUUAUCUUGCUUGAUUCAGAACUGGACUUUUUCAGAACAGAAACCAUAAUUUUUCAGAUUUCUCUAAAACCAUUUGUAGAAUGGAAAUGUUUGAAAUAUUAAGUUUUCUUGUGUCUGCCUUAAAGAAGACUACAAAAUGUGGCAUUUUUCUGCUGGUGCAGGAAAACAAACUGUCAAAGGAAAAUAGAAGAAAAUAGAAUUAAAAGAAAUCCCUAGCUGUUUGAUUCCCCGCCUACUUGUUGUAUUUACUCAGCAACUUGAAAUCUUAGUGACAGCCCUGCCAAAGAUAUAUAAUAUAUAAUGCAUCAGUCAAUUCCAGCUGCACCCAGCAAAAUUUUGCUCUGCGCGGGGUCAGGCAUUUGCCAACCCCAUGACUACCACAGAACUUUUAACACACACGCAAUUUCGAAUUCCUAUCUGAAUAUAACUAUGCAGAGGAUUUUACUGGAAAAAAAACAAGGCGGGGGGGGUUGGGCUGGGCACAGCUGGAAUUGACUGAUGCAUAAACAGGUUAGGGGGAUAAGGACUAAAAAAGCCUUUAGUAAAGCAUCCUGUACGAAGCCUCAUAAAGUGGAAUGCACCCUCCUAGCCACCACCACCUAUUCCAAAACCAAUAGAACUAUUCUUUCCCAGUCAAACACUGUAAAUUAUGUUAUACUCAGUCUUGAUUUUUCAAAUAUCAGAAUAAUUCAUAUUAAUUAAUUCCAAAUAUUUCCUAGAAGGAAUCUAAGUGAACAUAAGACAGUAACGCCAAUUACUGCCAAAACAAAACAUCUUUAGUUCAAUAAUGAUAAAGUGAAAUAAUUUCCCCUUGUGAUUGUAAUGCUUUAAUACAACAUUUACAAAUUUCUUGCAUAUGACCCAAACAGACCAUGCAUGUAGGAAACAUACCAGUAGGUUCCCUUCAGCAUUUUUUAAAGAUCUCUUUUGCAUUUUUUAAUUCAUUUUACUUGUUUCACUUCGUCACAAUUAUGCCUGAUGGAGGCAAAAAACAUAACCAUUAGUUAAAUUUUUCACUUAUGUCGAGUUUGCGUCUUUGCAAAUAAUUUUACACCCCAUUAUGUACAUUUUUUUUUGGUUUUGUUUUUUUUAUUUUUCAGGAGGAUCUUACAUGAUGAAGCAUAUGUAUAUCCUGCGCCAACGACGCUAUGGAAAAAGAAAAACAAAGACAAGAUAACUAAUGAAAUGCUAAUGUAGUGGUUCAAAUUUAUCCUUGGUUUAAAUCUAAUCUUCCUAUUGUUUUUGGGUAUGGUAAAAUGAUAACGACUUUUAAACAAUGAAAAUAACAUUUAAACCAAGGAUAAAACUGAACCACAACACAUUUGCGUGAGAAAUAAAUGUGAGAAAUAAUUAUAAAGCACCCAGUUCAGCCUCUCAAUCUGUCAGUUGCUGCUAGUAUUUGUUGGUUAUGGAACAAUUUCUUUUAAGGUGGCUCGGCCCAGUUUUCAAUCCCCACUGAAUGUCCAAUAUACUAUGCAGCUAAAAGUACACAAGGCACUUUCAAUAACAUCAUACUAUGCA